Molecule: messenger RNA, 456 nt
Organism: Dermacentor andersoni
Lineage: Eukaryota; Metazoa; Arthropoda; Arachnida; Ixodida; Ixodidae
Source: RefSeq, a predicted model, not a curated record
AUGACGUUAAUGCGACAGGGCCCCAAAUGUGACAGUGGAAAUCAACCCGAUGGUUGCACGAAACUGGAACUUAAGGUUAACUACGGCACAGGGUUAGAGGAAGGCUUCGACCGCAAGGCGAAUUCUCUUUUCGGCGAGAGCGGCGUCCAGCAGCGGAUCAUCGGACACCGCGACGGGUGGGAGCUGCCGAUCAGCGUGUCCAAGGCGGGCGCCAGGCUCACUUGGCGCUUCCAGACGACCUCUGGAAACCUGGCCUUCGGACUCCGCACCAGCAGUGGAACGUCUCAAGUUGCCCUGGAACGUAUCGAGACGGGCAGCUAUGUCCCUCAAGGAGGAAGCUGGCAGUGCGACACACCUGGAACAUACGGGCUCGAGUUCGACAACACCCACAGCUGGCUAAGCCGCAAGACACUCGCCUACAUGGUGAACUUGCGUGCACCUGAAGAGAGCGCUUGA